UUUCGUCUCGUGGACAUUUAUUUGUUAAAUGCUGCUGUUAUCUCAGUACAUUAAGUCCAGAAUGAAUUUCGAAUUAAUUCAGGGAUUGGUGCAAAUUGGUGCAUGUUCAAGAGCGUCGUUCUAAAGGAGUAGCUUAGAAAAUAUCACAUAAUGGUUUUUCCACGUUGGAUUUAAAUAAUGGGAAGGACGUAUACAAGUAUUUAUAGCCUACGUUGGACGAUAUGUAGCGCUGGUAAAAUGCGUGAAAAUACGUGCCAUAUUUAUUUUCUUUUUACAUGGUGUCAAUUAAAUGACGGAAGAUAUGGACAGUAGUCAGAACUUAAUUCAGAUAUCCCGAACUGAUCGCUAUAAAGCAAAAUAGUUUGCCUCACUAUGAGUGCGUCUGGUGGAUGUCAUCACCGUUCAGUGAUGCAGUAUGAAAACUACUCUUUGACACCCGAAGCAACUGCAAGUCCUUGCCGCGAAGAAAGCGCUCACCUCCAUGGUUGGCUUGUGAGACAUACAGAAGUGUCUCAAACAAAUCAUAGCAUGGCACCAUCGGACAUCCCCGAGUAUGCGACCGGAGGCCCCGGCCUUGAGUUUUCGCGUUCUAUGAACGUUAGGGGGGCUGUUACUACUGCUGUGGGAACAAUAUUCCGUCCUAUGAAACGGAGAGGUAAAGCUCGACGAAAGGAAAGGCGAAGGACUCAAAAUAUCAAUUGCGCCUUUGGCGAGCUCAGGGAAUGUAUACCCAACGUUCCUGCAGAUACAAAAUUGUCCAAAAUAAAAACACUGCGAUUGGCCACUAGCUAUAUCGCUUACCUCAUGGACCUCCUGGAAAAGGAUGACCUGAAUGGAGAAACAGAUGCUUUUAAAGCAGAAUUCAUAAAGACAGACUGCAAAGAAGACAAAAGGAAGAAAGAACUGAAUGAAGUUUUGAAGAAUUCAGAAAACAACGUUGACAAGAAAACAAAAGGAAGGACUGGCUGGCCGCAGUAUGUUUGGGCUUUGGAGCUCAAGAACUAACUUUACCUCUCCUGGACUUCAUUUUAGAGAUGUUAUUCUUGCCUUCGGUAAAAAAAAAUUUUUUUGGGAUUAUAUAUGUGUGCAA
Messenger RNA from Conger conger (European conger), 1090 nucleotides. Its product is annotated as heart- and neural crest derivatives-expressed protein 2-like. Lineage: Eukaryota; Metazoa; Chordata; Actinopteri; Anguilliformes; Congridae. Gene Ontology annotation, molecular function: DNA-binding transcription factor activity, RNA polymerase II-specific; RNA polymerase II transcription regulatory region sequence-specific DNA binding; protein dimerization activity. The record is from RefSeq and is a predicted model, not a curated record. Gene Ontology annotation, biological process: heart development; regulation of transcription by RNA polymerase II. The transcript has 2 exons. Bases 373 to 1005 code for a protein of 210 amino acids.